Messenger RNA from Culicoides brevitarsis, 2049 nucleotides. It is a transcript of the gene CycB3, whose product is annotated as G2/mitotic-specific cyclin-B3. The record is from RefSeq and is a predicted model, not a curated record. Gene Ontology annotation, cellular component: cyclin-dependent protein kinase holoenzyme complex; nucleus; cytoplasm. The coding region runs from base 149 to 1600 and encodes 483 amino acids. Lineage: Eukaryota; Metazoa; Arthropoda; Insecta; Diptera; Ceratopogonidae. Gene Ontology annotation, molecular function: cyclin-dependent protein serine/threonine kinase regulator activity. Gene Ontology annotation, biological process: mitotic cell cycle phase transition; regulation of cyclin-dependent protein serine/threonine kinase activity. The transcript has 8 exons.
CAUCAUCCGUUUAAGUUGUUUAUGCUGUAAUCCCGACAAAAAAUUACAAAAAAAUAAUUAGUGACCGUCUUGUGUAGUUACGUGAACUUAUUUUUGAUUCCUGUUUAUCUCCGAGACUUCGAGAAACCCUCGAAAGAAAUUUUUCACAAUGAAGCCAACGAAUGUUUUCAAGACAGGAGUCGCAUCCAUUCCGAAUAAAUUAGGAAUUUCCACGAGAUCAAAGACGGCUCUGUCGCAAACGACUCUAAAGGCAACUAAGAGAAAGGCAGAUGCUUCGCCGCCGGGCGAACGCAGAAAACGAUCAGCUUUAGGAAAUCUAACAAAUGCGAAUGCAACAAAUUUACCCCUUAACGAAAAAAAUACAAAUGUACAAAAAACAUUUCUUGGUAUCCAAAAAACCAAAAAUACACGUGCCAUCACAUCCAUCAAGGAAGAAAAUGAAAAUAACCCGAAAUUGGUUGCGCCAAAAGAACCGACUGCCAAAAUUCAAACACGAGCAUCUCUCAAGCUCCAACCUGUCGUCACACAAUGUGUCGCACCGAAAUUACCAACGAAACCUACCCUCCUCCAAAAGCCCAAAGACGAUUUUAUGAAACCAACGCGGAGGUUAUCAAAUGAUUUUGAAAAGUCUGAAAAUAGCUUAUAUGUGUCGGCUCUCGAGGAUUUAACAAGUACCGAAACAACAACGACAGAAUUCCACACGGGAAUUGGCGAAAAGUUGCAAACGUCAAUUCCGAAAAUUUCAUCGUUACCCAAAGACGUGGUUGACUUUGACAAGGAAAACUGGGACGAUCCCUUCCAAGUGUCAAACUACGCAAUGGAUAUUUUCAAUUAUUUGAAGGAGCGCGAAGCGAAAUUCGUCAUGAAGGACUACAUGCACGAGCAAAAACACAUUUCCAAGUGGAUGCGAGCACUUUUGGUCGAUUGGAUGGUCGAAGUGCAGGAAUCGUUCGAACUGAAUCACGAAACGCUUUAUUUGGCUGUUAAAUUGGUAGAUAGUUUCUUGUGUCACACUGUCGUGCAAAAGGAUGCCUUGCAAUUGUUGGGAGCGGCAAGUUUGUUGAUUGCAUGUAAAUUUGAUGAACGCACCCCGCCAUUAGUUGAGGAUUUCCUGUACAUCUGUGACGGAGCCUACAAACAAAAAGAACUUCUCAACAUGGAAAUGGAACUUUUGCGAACUGUCGGUUAUGAUCUCAGUAUGCCUUUGUCUUACCGUUUCUUACGCCGAUAUGCCAGAUGCGCCAAGGUUUCCAUGCCAAUUUUAACUCUCGCAAGAUUUAUUCUGGAAUUUUCGUUAAUGGACUAUACAAUGAUUCAUCUCAGCGACUCGAAACUCGCUUGUGCCGCACUUUUCAUCGCUCUUCGAAUGAAUAAAAUGAAAGGAUGGAAUGCCACUCUUGAAUAUUAUUCAGGUUACAAACUCGCUGAAUUCGAAAACAUCGUUCAGCUCUUGAACAACAGCUUACACAAAAAACCAAAGGACAGUUUAAACACAAUUAGGAACAAAUAUUCGCACAAAAUAUUCCAUGAAGUGGCUAAAAUUCCCUUGAUGACAAUAACGGAACUCUUUGUUGACUCUGAACUCGCGGAGAACAAAUAACUGAAAAAAAAAUUUAAGAAACCAAUGUACAAAAAUUUGUCUCCAAAAAAACUACUUAUAUUUAAUUAGUACCUAUAUUUACUUAUAAAAACUCACACAUGAUUGAACAUGUCCCUUUCUUUUCCGCAAAGUAUUGUCCUUUAGUUGUUAAAAUGAUUUGCAGUUUACUAUUUUUUUUAGAAAUUAACACAAAAAAGGCCGAUCUCGAUAAAAAGGCUCUGAACUGAUGCUAAAUUUUAGAAAGUUAGUUCGAUUUAGUAAAAUUAUUAAAAAAUGUAUUUGUUAAUGUUUAGUUUUAUAUUUUAUAAUAAAAGUUUGAGUUUAGAAUAAAAAAAAUAAAAAUAAUUUGAUAAGAUGCACAAUGUAAUAAAGGUGUGAUUGCCAAACAAACGAAACGAAACAAAUGACUGCUUAAAGACUUUGUUGAUAAAAAAAAAAAAAGAAAUUUU